This is a messenger RNA of Humulus lupulus (European hop), 1167 nucleotides long. RefSeq names its product probable purine permease 10. Gene Ontology annotation, molecular function: purine nucleoside transmembrane transporter activity. The record is from RefSeq and is a predicted model, not a curated record. Gene Ontology annotation, cellular component: membrane. Bases 1 to 1167 code for a protein of 388 amino acids. Lineage: Eukaryota; Viridiplantae; Streptophyta; Magnoliopsida; Rosales; Cannabaceae. The transcript is spliced from 2 exons.
AUGGAAAAAGAUGAUCAUCUGAAAUUCAAAAUCAUGGCUAAGGAAGCAAAUUCUAUUGGCUCUACAAGUAACAACGAGUACGAAUCGAUACCAAGUUCUAGAGGUAGGGACUAUUUUCAGUGGCUUAGGGUGAUUUUCUAUGCUUUUCUUCUCAUCUCAGGCCAAGCAGCAGCAAUGCUAUUAGGAAGAUUGUAUUUUGCCAAAGGUGGAAAUAGUAAUUGGAUGGCAACACUUGUUCAACUAGCUGGAUUUCCAAUCCUCCUUCCUUACUAUUGCUUUGCAGGGCGAAAGAGCGAAAUUAUAAGCACUUUCAGCAGCUCAUCACCAACAUCAUCUCUAGUUCUUGUACUAGUUUGUGUCUUUCUUGGCAUAGUUUUAGUCGCGGAUUGUUUCUUGUAUUCAAUUGGCCUUUCUUACCUUCCAAUCUCUACGUAUUCCCUCAUUUCGGCUUCUCAAUUGGCAUUCAACGCCUUUUUCUCCUUCUUUCUCAACUCGCAAAAGUUCACUCCUUUUAUUGUCAAUUCUCUUGUGUUGCUUACCAUCUCUUCUGUUCUCCUCAUCUUCAACGUCGAUCCUGAAGAAGGCGCGCAUGGUGUCUCCUCCAAAGGAAAGUAUGUGAUCGGAUUCAUUUGCACGGUGGCUGCAUCCGCUGUGUAUGGCUUGUUGCUCUCUUUGACACAAUUUGUUAUCAAAAAAGUACUAAAGAGGGAAACUUUCUCCAUCGUCAUGAAUAUCACAAUCUUGGAAUCAUUACUAGCGACGAGUGUUUCUCUUCUGGGACUUUUUGCAAGCAGCGAAUGGAAAAAUUUGGGAAAUGAAAUGUAUGCAUUUCGGUUAGGGAAAGUGUCCUAUGUCAUGACAUUGGUUGGGACAGCUAUAUCAUGGCAAGCUUUUUUCAUUGGGACAAUAGGAUUGAUUCUUGAGGUGUCUUCACUCUUUUCUAAUGCCAUUAGUGUUUUGGGCUUGCCAAUGGUUCCAAUCCUAGCUGUGUUUUUCUUCAAUGAAAAAAUGUAUGGAGUGAAGGUGAUUUCAUUGGUAUUGGCCAUUUGGGGCUUCAUUUCAUAUGUUUAUCAAGACUAUGUUGACAGUUACAAUUCAAAAGCACCUAGUGAAAAUGCAAAUGGAGAAAUUAGAGCUUCUCAAGAGGAAUAUUCUAACAUUGCUUGA